Molecule: messenger RNA, 1902 nt
Organism: Gambusia affinis (western mosquitofish)
Lineage: Eukaryota; Metazoa; Chordata; Actinopteri; Cyprinodontiformes; Poeciliidae
Product: SH2 domain-containing protein 1A-like
Exons: 3
Coding region: 348-824 (158 amino acids)
Source: RefSeq, a predicted model, not a curated record
UAAAGACAGAGGAAGGCUGCGAAGGCACUAGAUCAGAAAGGUUAGAGGUUAGACGGAGUGGCUUUCAGCUCUUUGGGAGGUGAGGUGGAAAAAGGAGAUCUUUAAAAAGAAGAAGAAGAAGAAGAAGGUCAAGGUCCUCAUCUGAAGCUGAAAUUCCCUGAGCAGACGUUUGAGAAGCAAAAGGCCGGGAAACAAAAAAAACAAACAAAAAAAAAACCCUGCUGUACCUGUGCAGCUCUCAGACUGGAGGACAAAAAGGGCUGGCCUGCAGUCAGAAAGCAGAGACAAAGAGAACAGCGCUGGCACUUAACGAACAGAGCGAAAGGCACAGUCGGAGGAAAGCGGUGAUGGAGAACCUGACCGUCUACCACGGACCCAUCGGCAAGGAGGAGGGCGAGAGGCGGCUGGGCCAGGACGGGAGAGACGGGAGUUACUUAGUACGUGACAGCGACUCGGUGCCAGGUGUCUUCUGCCUGUGUGUGCUGUGCAAAGGAUACGUCUACACGUACAGACUCCACAAGGACGAAGCGGGCUCGUGGGCUGCAGAAACGACUCCCGGUGUGCCGAAGCGGUAUUUCCGGCACAUCAAGAACCUGAUAGCAGCCUUCCAGAAGCGGGGACAGGGGAUUGUCAUGCCUCUGCUCUACCCCGUCACGGCUCAGAGGCGGGCGCAGACCCACGCCGAGCAGCAGCAGCAGACGCCCGGUAAUGGCCUGUCGCCGACGCUGCCCGACCACAGCCCCUAUCUGCAGCGUCUGGCGAUGCCCGUCGCUCAGGAGCCGAAGAACAGGAGCAAGAAGGAGGUGGCGCAAGCUUUCGGUUAGAGAGGGUCGAACCCAAACGAUGACUGAACACCAAACUUCUCAAAUCUCAUUUCUUUCCGCCAGUUUUUCCUCUUUCUCCUCUGAAACAUCAACAUCUAUCACUGCACACACGAGUUUGACGACAAAAAAAACCCCCCAAAAAAAGAUAAAAAUAUUGUUAGUGGGCGGCGAAGAAAAUAAACGAUUUAGUCUGAAAGAAGCUCUCUUAAAUAAGGUCAUGCUCACACAGCCAAAGCCUCGGCGUGACAACAUAAUGUGGUGGGAAAGAAAUUCAAUUUGACAUAUUGAAGUAGCGAUUUUCACGGAGAGAAAGGGGUGAGAGGAGCCAGGUGUGUGUGUGUGUGUGUGUGUGUGUGUGUGUGGAAUCAGUCACUUUUCUGACUGACAUCAAGAAAAAAUAUGAGUGGGGGACACACAGGGAGGGAAGGUGAGAAACCAGUGAGAGCAUCCUUUCAGCCCAGACUAUUCUUCAGUGCAGCGGUCUCCUAGCAACCAAAAGACCCUCCAUCUUUUUUUUUUUUUCCUCCUUCUUCACCGCAGCAGAGAGGAGCUUGGACAGUAUCUAGUGGAGCAUAUGUUUUAGAUGGGAAGAGGCUCGUCACAGUUCAUCAGCAACGUUGCUACUCAGAAACGUAUACAUCACCUGAACAUAUGCAUCGUGUGUCUGCGCCGCCGUCCGCAGCCUGCGGAGAGAGAAGCGCGACAAUUAAUGCUGGGCAGAUGGCGAAGCGGCGGCAUGGAGGGAGGGAGAGGCGAGUGGGGAAAGGGGAGGUGGAUUAGUGGUAGCUUGCUUUUUCUUAUCUGUUUUUUUUGUUUUAGAAAAAAAAAAGGGAAAACUAACUUUUUUUUUAACUCGCUUUAUUAUUUUUUUUGUACUUUUUUCCUUCGGCUUGGAAGUGGUUUGCAGCGUAGUCUGAUUGGCAUUUCCUAAUGAGAGGAGACAAGCUGUAGCGAACAGCACAGCCAACUCCAGGUCCUGCCCCUUCUGCACUCACCGCCCACUCGCUGAGCCUCAGCUGUCACAUAUCUUUCCCUUCCUCUAUGCUUUUCUUUCUCUCUCUCUCUCUCCUCACCUCCU